Messenger RNA from Penicillium robsamsonii, 330 nucleotides. RefSeq lists its product as uncharacterized. The transcript has a single exon. The record is from RefSeq and is a predicted model, not a curated record. NCBI's taxonomy places the organism in Eukaryota, Fungi, Ascomycota, Eurotiomycetes, Eurotiales, Aspergillaceae. Bases 1 to 330 code for a protein of 109 amino acids.
AUGCUGCCUGAGCUCCCAAUGCUUACCAUGGGCAUGGACCCUAGCGAGUGGUGUCGUAUGGCACGCAAGGCUCUACACCCAAGCUUGCUUCAUUUUCUGCUUGACAUUUCGAUCAUCCACCCAAAACCAUCCGACGAAAACUGGCCUUGUUGGUCGGCUCUUGUUUAUGGAUGGUUUUGUUCGAACAUGGAAAGGGAUAUUCAGGAUCUGCUCGCUGGUUGGCUUUACAACGCCAUCAACACCAUGAGAAACAAUCACAAUGCCAUUGAGGCCGCCAACCAGUGGCGCAAUGGUGCUCCCUCCACCGAACCAACUACCCAUCGGCCGUAA